AUGUCGCAUAUAGCCCACACAGACUCUUACAAGGCUACCAUGAGGACAAUGGAGGACGAUCUGGGCAUCGUCUACCUGAUAGAGUCUGCUCAACAGUUUUGGUCUGAGCUCGAUGACACGUUACAACUUGCGGAAGAUGAACCCCCGACGCUUUCAAUGCUAGAUACGACACUACGACGAUUCAUGGCCCUAUGCGCUACCUACCAUGAACAAUACCUACAGAGUCCUUUGCAGCUCGAGCAUGCGUGCGGCAUGCUGGCGGGCUCAGAGCUAUUCGAAUUCCACUCUGAACGGAUGUUGGAUAUCAUCGUCGACGACGCACGAACGAUCACGGACCCACACUCAGCAUUCAUCUAUUAUUCUAUCCUAUUUUACUAUGGCCACCACAGAUCGGACUUCUUCCGGUCUCACAAGCGUUGGCAGCCCCUGUUGCCUCUUCUGAUGGAUCACGUUCUUGUGGAAGUUGACCCCGACAUCGACGACACUUAUGUGGGCACCGCUGUCGGGAAAAGUUCAAGCUUUUCUGCUGUACCCAUCCCUAUUGAGGCGAAGCUUAGGAGUCUAUGUGUGAAGCUGCUGUACGAGGUAUGCAGAGUACAGACUCUGUCAGCCCAAGAUUUAAAAAUAUUCGACGAAUUCUUCAUUGAUCAUUUGUUUGACCUCGUCGAACAAACGAAAUACAUGCACGAUGAUACUUUCAACUAUUCCGUCAUUAGGCUAAUCAUCGCUUUGAAUGAACAGUUCAUGGUAGCAGGACUGGGGAACGAUGGAUCCCCUAUAGGAGAUAAGCGGGAUGCCCAGGAGCCUAAGAAUCGCGUUAUACGUGUUAUGAUGCGGAGAUUAGGAUCCUGCAAAACCUUUGGUGAAAAUUUGAUCUUCAUGUUGAAUCGAACGAAACACACACCAGAAGACUUCUGCGUCAAGUUGUUGAUUUUGAAGAUUCUAUACGUCUUAUUUUCAUCCAAGGGAACGGCAGAGUUCUUUUACACUAACGACUUAUGUGUUCUGGUCGAUGUCUUUCUGAGAGAACUUGCUGAUUUGGAUGAGGAAGAUGAAUCGCUUCGGCACACAUAUCUUCGUGUACUCCAUCCCUUGUUGACGAAGACGCAGCUGCGCGAAGUGGAAUACAAGCGACCGCAGAUUCUUGUAACGCUCGAAUCCAUGAUCGUCAAUUCCAGGAUGCGUGAAGUUUCGCCGACAACCAAGCGUCUUGUAGAACGAUGCCUCUCUGGACCGUGGUGCACAUCACUCAGAGAGUCACGAAAAGCUUCUGAUAAUGACGAUCGUGCUGGAAGCCCUCAAAGCGAGGGCUCUACUUUGAUGAGUCCCCCUGGCUACAUGGGAAAUAUCUCGAUGGCGGUUUCUCAGCGUCAUAGUGAUUCAUCGGGUUCAGCUAAGGUCAUGAUGUCAAUGAAAUACAGCAAAAGCGUGGAGAACUUAUCUGGGCGUCUCGACCAGCCGAAACAACCUUUACGUUCGCCACUUGACCAAGUACGCCGACCCAGCAAUGCCAGUGUGCAGAGUCUUCCCGGUGCCAUGGCUUCUGCUAAGGCUACGGCCGCAACACACACCAAGAAAAGAAGCACAAGUACAGCGCCGGAUGCUGCUCAUCAUCCAUCUCGACACAAUUCCCUGGAUCCUGAUUAUCAGAAGCAUCCAUACAGUGCUCAGUCGCCGCCUCAAUCGCCUUCGCGUUCUCAUCACCUUUCUGCCCCGCCUGUGCCAACUGUGCCACUGGUAACGAGUGAAGGUAUUCCCGUCUUGGUUCAGCCGCGUCGACGACCUCCACCCCCUGCACCUCCGAAACGUCGCAAACCCCCUGCGAUCCCCAUCAGUCAUAUCAACAACGGUGUGACGAUCACCGCUAUCAGGUCAUCUGAACCCAGUCCGCUUUCAAAGGUUCACAAACCUCCUCUAGGCGUACAGCAAGCGUCAUAG
Molecule: messenger RNA, 1938 nt
Organism: Psilocybe cubensis
Lineage: Eukaryota; Fungi; Basidiomycota; Agaricomycetes; Agaricales; Agrocybaceae
Exons: 8
Coding region: 1-1938 (645 amino acids)
Biological process (GO): actin cortical patch localization; endocytosis; actin cortical patch assembly
Cellular component (GO): actin cortical patch
Molecular function (GO): Arp2/3 complex binding
Source: RefSeq, a predicted model, not a curated record